Molecule: messenger RNA, 1369 nt
Organism: Pyrus x bretschneideri (Chinese white pear)
Lineage: Eukaryota; Viridiplantae; Streptophyta; Magnoliopsida; Rosales; Rosaceae
Exons: 8
Coding region: 30-1055 (341 amino acids)
Cellular component (GO): chloroplast
Molecular function (GO): hydrolase activity, acting on ester bonds
Source: RefSeq, a predicted model, not a curated record
AUCACCUUUCCCUUUGUUCUGGUCUGGGUAUGGGAAUGGCUAUGCUUUUAUCCCCUUUAAAGCCACUGGCCUUCUCCACCUCUGCAUUCUCUCAGGACACAUCAUCGUCUUCGUCUUCAUCUUCAUCUUCGUCUUCAUCUUCGUCUUCGUCAUACCGACCCGCUGUUCUUCUUCCAGGUUUGGGGAACAAUUCAGCUGACUACCAGAAGUUGGAGCUGACUCUGAGAGGGUAUGGAGUGAGCACAGUGGUUGCUAAGGUGUCAAGAAUUGAUUGGCUGAGGAAUGCCGCCGGCUUGGUUGACCCCAAUUACUGGCGAGGAACUCUCAGUCCCCGGCCUGUACUCGACUGGUAUUUAAAGAGGGUGGACGAGGCGGUACAAGAGGCCAAGGAGCUGUCACAAGGUCUUGCUCAACUCUGUCUUACUGCUAUGCAUUACAUGUUAUUAUGUGGGACUUUAUCCCUCGUUGGACACUCAGCAGGAGGAUGGCUUGCGCGUCUUUACAUGGAAGAAUUCGGAUUUUCAGAUAUUUCGUUAUUAUUGACCCUUGGAACCCCCCACCAGCCACCACCAAAAGGCGUGUCAGGGGUCAUUGAUCAAACGAGGGGUCUCCUGGAUUAUGUUAAUAAGCAUUGCUCGAAAGCUGUUUACACUCCCGAACUGAAAUAUGUAUGUAUCGCAGGGAGGUAUAUUCAAGGUGUUCGUUUAUUUGGCAACUCAAACGAAACCAUUGAUUCUGCCCUCCCGAUAGAGGGUGUGGAACCCUCAUCAGAUGUUGCUCUCAUAAAUGAUGCGAAUUUGAGCACUCCAACAUCAACCACAACCACCACCACCUUGCGAGCGCGCUUUGUCGGGCAAGGGUACAAGCAGGUAUGUGGGCAGGCAGAUGUUUGGGGAGACGGGGUUGUACCAGAAGCAUCAGCCCAUCUGGAGGGUGCCCUCAACAUUAGCUUCGACGGUGUUUACCACUCACCAGUUGGUUCAGAUGAUAUGUUGAGACCAUGGUACGGGUCUCCUGCCAUCGUAGAGCAAUGGAUAACUCAUCUCCUUAACUAACGAUUUCUGAGACGGAGAGAGAGUAGAGGGAGGUUGAGAGAGCGGCGUCGACGGUGGCAAACAUCCUUCUUCCUUGUUGUUGGCUUCCUCAUCAGUCAUCACUCUCCAUUCAUUUUAGAGAAGGAAACAACACCAACAAGGGAAUGAGAUAUCAGAAUUUUCGCUUUAGUAAUUUAGUAAAUUUGAUGGUAUGAAAUGAAGUGAUUACAAGUAUGUAGUAUUUUACGAAAUAUUUUAAAGGUUGUAUGAAUUAUAAUGGAUUUUAAAAGAAAUAACAAUGCCAAACAUGGGUAAUAAAAGUAUUAGUUGGGUAA